AUUAAGGAGCAGUGACAGUCCGCAGAGAGCUGCUCAGCGCCUUGUUUCAUUCAAUUGGAAUUAAUUUUAUAGACGAAAAAUGCCCGAAUUAGCGGUGGAAAAGGUUGUCGUCCAUCCACUGGUGUUGUUGAGCGUGGUGGAUCAUUUCAACAGGAUAGGAAAAGUCGGAAACCAGAAGCGCGUUGUGGGCGUACUGCUUGGUUCCUGGCAAAAGAAGGUUCUUGAUGUGUCCAACAGUUUUGCGGUGCCAUUUGAUGAGGAUGACAAGGACGAAUCUGUGUGGUUCCUGGAUCAUGACUACUUGGAGAAUAUGUAUGGCAUGUUUAAGAAAGUCAAUGCCAGAGAAAGGAUAGUUGGCUGGUAUCAUACCGGGCCCAAACUGCACAAGAAUGACAUUGCCAUCAAUGAACUCAUGAAGCAGUACUGCUCCAAUUCAGUUCUUGUUAUUAUUGAUGUGAAGCCAAAGGACCUUGGUUUGCCCACUGAAGCCUACAUUUCUGUAGAGGAAGUGCAUGAUGAUGGCACUCCCACAUCCAAGACGUUUGAACAUGUGACCAGUGAGAUUGGAGCUGAAGAGGCAGAGGAAGUUGGCGUGGAGCAUUUACUCAGAGACAUCAAGGACACGACGGUGGGCACCCUGUCGCAGCGCAUCACCAACCAGGUGCACGGGCUGAAGGGACUCAACUCCAAGCUGCUGGACAUCAAGAGCUACCUGGAGAAGGUGGCCACGGGCAAGCUACCCAUCAACCACCAGAUCAUCUACCAGCUGCAGGACGUCUUCAACCUGCUGCCCGACGUCAACCUGCAGGAGUUCAUCAAGGCCUUCUACCUCAAGACCAACGACCAGAUGCUGGUGGUCUACCUGGCCUCUCUCAUCCGCUCCGUGGUGGCCCUCCACAAUCUCAUCAACAACAAGAUUGCGAACCGCGACGCAGAGAAGAAGGAGGGCCAGGAGAAGGACGACGGCAAGAAGGAGAAAAAAGACGACAAGGACAAAGACAAGGACAAGGACAAGGACAAAGAGAAGGAGAAGGGUGACACUGCGGCCAAGAAAGAAGACAAAAAAGAUAAAAAAUGAACUCAUACUGUUGGCAAGGACUGACGUGACCUUAUCAACAUGGGAGUGGAUUCGUUUUGUUUCCUUUUGUAACAGUCCGCCAGCUUUUAUUGUGUACAGAGUUGGUCCGGUACUGUAUUUAUCAUUUUUGAUAAAGGGGGCACCUUGUUUUCUGUAUUCAUUCAAAAAGAGGGAAGGGAAUAAAAUCUUUCUUUUGUGA
Molecule: messenger RNA, 1277 nt
Organism: Megalops cyprinoides (Indo-Pacific tarpon)
Lineage: Eukaryota; Metazoa; Chordata; Actinopteri; Elopiformes; Megalopidae
Gene: psmd7
Product: proteasome 26S subunit, non-ATPase 7
Exons: 7
Coding region: 80-1078 (332 amino acids)
Biological process (GO): proteasome-mediated ubiquitin-dependent protein catabolic process
Cellular component (GO): proteasome complex; proteasome regulatory particle
Molecular function (GO): protein binding; metallopeptidase activity
Source: RefSeq, a predicted model, not a curated record